AUUUAUAUGAACGAAUUUUCUGAAUAAAUAGAUAUUUCAAAACUUAGAAUAGAUUUAGGUCAAUAAUGGAAUGAAAUCGAAUUGGAAGUGUUUUUAAAGAUCUUUAGACAAUAAUAAUUGGCAGGAGUUGGCAGAAUGCAAGAGACCUUGAGACAGCUGGGAUAUCAACGAACAACAACGAAUUUAUUGUCUGUGUAUAAGAAGAAUAAAAACUUCUUGGAAUCCAAUCAAAAUUGUACCGCCCAUGACUUGUACCUAAUAUUAAGAGAUCAUUAUGAAUAAAAUGAAUCCUCUGAUAUGCGAACUAUUAAGAAGAUUAAGAAAAAUUAAAAUUAUCGUAAGUCGAUUCCUUAAAAAUUUGAUAUCAAUGAUAAUACAUAGGAUAUGACCUUUUAUUUCAGUUAAACCUAAUGCAUCGAUAACCAAAGUGUUUAUGAUAACAAGAACAUAAGUCAAAAUUUUUGUAAAUGGAUUUAACAUGAAUAUUUUUAUUCACAUUUAGAUUACACUUAUUUUAGUCUAAACGAAUUUCAAUAGAUGUUAACUAAAGCCAGCAUUCCUUUAGGAUCUAAAUCAAUUGCUGAAUGGAGGAUUAUUAAGAUGGCAGUAGGAUAACCUAGAAGAUUUUCAUUUUAUUUCCUUCAAUAAGAAAUGAGUAAAUUAACUAAAUAUCGAUCCGUUAUUCGAAACUACCUAUUUGAUUAGAACUAUCCUAUUCAUAGAGACAUUAGAAAUCUAGAUCUAAUACAUGACAUAGUAAGGUUGGCACCAUUCAAUGUUGAUUAAACAGUUUAUGCUGUGCAUCCAAUCUGCAAACAUGUUCAUGUCGGUUAAAUCUUAUCUACCAAUCUACCUACUAUCACUAUCAAAUUCUCAUAACCUGAAUUGGGAGUACACAAAAUAUCAGAUCAAAAUAUUUAAUUAGAAGUUCAUUAGCAAGUAAAUAAUUUUAAUACACAGAAUGAAAACAAAAAUACUCUGAUUUCCAGUAUAGUUUAGGAAUUGGAUCAUUAUGCCGCAGCAUUUAUGAUUAGAAUUUUAUAGAGGUAUCAUCACAAAUAUUUCAGAAAAUACGCUUUGGUUGGACACUUGAAAUAGCUAAGUUAGAGAUUGCAAGAUGAACCAACUCUUAUAGAAGACUAAGAAUUUAAGGCACUUUAUCAAUGGUCAUUGUAACAAAUCAAGAACUUUGACUCUGCAUCCAAACAUGUUAUAACUAAGUUUAGAAUGAGAGGGUUGGCUGGUUAUUCUUUGCAAUAGGUGAACAAUAAUCUAGAUAAAGUUCUGAGCAUGCCUCUUGCCUACAUGGAAAGAGAAUUAGACCAGAACAAUGUGGAACCAGAAGAGGAGAAGAAGAAUCUGGAAAUCAAAUAGAUCAUCCAUAAAUAAUAGGAUGUAUAUAUAUAAAUUCUAUUUGAAAGGAAAAAAUUAAUUCUCAAUUAAAUUCAUUACUGUAGCAAAAGUUUGCUUUUAUAGAGAAGGAUAGUUGUAAUUAUAUUUCUUAUGAUUUUAUACUCAACAGAAUUAAAACCAUUAGUUUCAUCACUUUUUGGCCUAUUGUAUACUUUAAAUAAUAGUUAAGACUUGAAUAUGAGUUCAAAUACUCAUUGGCAAACAUUAAAAUAGUAUAUCUAAGAGUCACACCCUUAAUAACUACAAGAGAUAUAGGAAUCAAUACUAAGAAUAGUAGAAUUCAGAUUUCAAAGUGAGAAGUUUAGAAUUUUUAAUUUAUUAGUUUCAAUUUUAAAUGACUAAAAUAUCGUCUAAUUUCUAGUUUCUAUCUCCAAUGAGUUUUGA
Molecule: messenger RNA, 1797 nt
Organism: Paramecium tetraurelia
Lineage: Eukaryota; Ciliophora; Oligohymenophorea; Peniculida; Parameciidae
Exons: 10
Biological process (GO): DNA-templated transcription; regulation of cell cycle; regulation of transcription by RNA polymerase II
Cellular component (GO): transcription repressor complex; nucleoplasm
Molecular function (GO): DNA binding
Source: RefSeq, a predicted model, not a curated record